Messenger RNA from Lolium rigidum, 926 nucleotides. Its product is annotated as membrane-embedded CAAX protease MroQ-like. The record is from RefSeq and is a predicted model, not a curated record. Lineage: Eukaryota; Viridiplantae; Streptophyta; Magnoliopsida; Poales; Poaceae. Gene Ontology annotation, biological process: CAAX-box protein processing. Gene Ontology annotation, cellular component: membrane. Gene Ontology annotation, molecular function: metalloendopeptidase activity.
CUCCUGGUGAGAGCGUGGAUGAGUGGCCUGUUCUUGGCCGAUGGGAUGUGCCAUGGCAGUGGCCAACCGUGUCCCUCACAAUGGUGGCCUGUGCAGUUAGUUCGCUUGUGACAGGAAAGGUUGGGCAAUCAGUUUUGGAGUAUGUAGGCUAUCAAGCCGGAGAGGCCACUAUUGAUGAGAAGGCCGGGGUACUCUUCUUGGAACAACUUAAUGUGACAACCGUAGCCAUUGCAGUUAUAUUUGGCAUCACCAAUACUUUUCGGCCAUUCUCGGAUGACAUACUUCGUUAUGAUUUUAAGGAACCAUUUAAGCUGCAAAACGGUUGGCUUCUGUGGGCUGGAAUUGGCCUCUUCUUUGCUCUAAUCUCCAUUGCUUUAGCUGGAUCUGCAAUGACCUUUCUGAAUGGUGAAAACACACAGAGAGAGACUGACUCGCUAGUCCUUCUAUUGCCACUGAUUGGAUCAUCAAAUAUCAGCACUGCCUGUCUCCUGGGCAUCACUGGGGUUCUUGCACCAAUUUUGGAGGAAACUGUGUUCAGAGGAUUUCUACUGGUAUCAUUGACUAUGUGGUUUUCUACUCCAGUAUCUAUUUUGAUCACCGCUGCGGUGUUUGCCUUGGCUCAUCUUACACCAGGAGAGUUUCCACAACUGUUUGUGCUUGGUGUGGCACUAGGAUUCUCGUAUUCUCAAACUCGCAAUCUUCUUACUCCUAUCACAAUUCAUGCUGUAUGGAACAGUGGAGUAAUAUUGCUGCUAACCUUUCUUCAGCUGCAGGGAUACAAUAUCAAGGAGCUGUUGCAGGCAUCUUAAAUGUUUUAUUUGGUCAGCUUAUCUCACGCUAAAUUUUGUAUAAUAUUAUAAAAUAAAUAAAUAUUUAGAAGAACAAUGCACGUUUUAGAUUAUCCCCUUCUAACCAUUCAGAAUUGA